Messenger RNA from Alternaria rosae, 1344 nucleotides. RefSeq lists its product as uncharacterized. The record is from RefSeq and is a predicted model, not a curated record. The transcript has a single exon. NCBI's taxonomy places the organism in Eukaryota, Fungi, Ascomycota, Dothideomycetes, Pleosporales, Pleosporaceae. The coding region runs from base 128 to 1048 and encodes 306 amino acids.
GCAGGUUAAGAUUGCGAAGGAUCUUGGCCCCUGAGCAUAAAGUGCAACUCACUCUUGUAUCAACACAUUCAAUGAGUGACGCUGUCGUCUGCGUCCUUCAAGACUGCUACCAAAUUCUUACCCGAAGAUGGCCCGUUAUUCUUGGUGUUUAGUUGCAGCUUUGGCAGUCUGUCGAUCAGCCUUUGCCCAGACCACGGCAACGGCUGUCGGGCCCUCCACGUCCGCAUCAUCAGCACAAUCGACAGCACCAACAGCAAACCUUCCAGCUCUCGAAAUCGACGUCAUAUUUCCUCGCGAAAAUGAAACGUACGACUUUACUUCGUCAUUACCCAUCGUAUUCGCAUUUCAGAACUUCACCGCAGCCGCAGAACUUGGCCCCUUCACUUUCGCAUGGGAUAUCAUGCCGUACCACACCAUCGACGACCCAAUUCCAGGAGGUGUUCUAGAAGAUCAAUGGUCGAUAGACUUCACCUCGGAUAAUGCAUCCACGUUUACAACGUCAGAUGGAUCGCCAUUUAUCCUUGUCAACCACACAAAUCCUAAGAAUUGGAUGCAUGGACCAAACUAUGGAGGAAAUGCAUACUCGUUGAGGUGGUACAUCCAAUGGGAUGAAGUGGAUAAACAAUGCGACCGCCCUCGGCCUAACAUUGGUGUUUCGCAGGACGUGCAACUUCUCUUUACGCUUCUUCCAGCGUGGCCCAAUGAGUGGACUGCGCCCGACCCAAGUACUCUCGGGAAUGUUACAGGCAAUUGUGCGCAACUGGGCACUUUCGCUAUGGUUGACGCAAAUGAGUCGGACGUGUGCUCUAUGGAUCGGUUACAGUUGGGAGAUGGAACCCCAUGUGCCAUCAAGCCUGAUGGACCCAUGGUAACCAGCAUGUCCAAUGCGGUGGCGAGCUUGUCUUCUGCGCAAAGCGUGGCUACUGCGACUCCAACUACUACGGAGUCGUCUACCACAUCGAACGCGGCGUUCGCAACAGGGGUGCCAAUCCAGCCAGCGCUCGCUGUGGCCUUCGUCAUUGGUGGAUGGGAGUUGUUUCCGCUGUAGGGGUGUUAUUGUACACAAUGUUACAUUCAUGGGGUUUCGCGUUACUUUCUCGAGGGUCUACUUGCAGUCCGAAAUUCGGUCGUAACCUUGGAAUCAUGAACGAAUGCUGCAAUGCAUCAGGGGCCCAAACUGCUUGCUCAUAGGUGCAUCAAAUAUGCGUAAGGCAAAAGAUAUGUGGGUGUCUGCCUGCUUUCCUAUGCGCUUAUUAACUCUGGCAUUGCUGCUUACGCGGUGUGUACAGCCCCGCCGCCUCUCAAGACGCAUCACAAAAGGCUACCACGUCGCAGCUUGCCCAA